GACAACACCAACUAUUCAAACUAAUUUAUCCCUGCCUUGAAUUCCUAAAGAGAAUUUCGGUAAAAUAAAAUUUACUAUACGAACACAAACACGCGACUGCACGUAAGCUUAUGCGUGUAAAUUCGCUAUUCCUCACACAAGCGGUUCCUCAACCUCAAAUUAUUCACAAACUUAUAACAGAGGGGUAACGAGUCAAUUUGCUGAUGAAAGGGGUAAGACCUUUCGCUGGCAAUUAUGCUCAUAACUAGAGUGACCACGUGAUUCUCGUCUAUAUCGUCCCGUCCUCAAACUUGUCACUCUGCUCAUAACUGCUCAUGACCCUCAUUACACUGCAACUGCACGUACGAAACAAUGAUGUGCAAAGUGGGUGUACAAUGUUAAUGGACAUGGUCAGAUAUGGUUUAAUUAUUUAGAUCAUGAUCAUGAGAGCCAGUGAUUUUAAUCAUGAUAGAUUGUAAUUAUGAGAAACAAUUGACUACAUGUUUCAUGAUUUUAUAUUGUAAAUAAAUUUGAUCUACGAUUUGAACUCUCACAAAAAUAUAUAAUUCAAUCAAAGAUGUGCCCAGCACUUUUAGAAAAUGAAGAGAGACGUUUUGGUGGAAUGACAUUUUUUGCACAAAGCCAUCCAGUUGAAGUUUGUGGAAGCAAUGGUUUACCUCUUACACCAAAUUCGAUAACCAUCUAUGGAAAAUCUCAGUUCUUGAAAACUAUUCACCAUCCAAAUUUAUCUACGUAUCUCGAUAUAAUAAGAAGCAAACAUGAGAGAAUAGUAGUUGUUACAGAGUAUAAUGGAGAUCCACUGAAGAGUAAAGAGAAUUUAAACACAGACUAUAUCAUAAAAAUUGCAUUUCAAUGUCUGUUAGGCUUACAAUAUAUGAAUGAGCUGGAUUUAGUGCAUAGACACCUUAGUCCUGAAAAUAUAUUAAUUAGCAAAUGUGAAAACGUGCAAUUAUAUAAUUUUGGUUUAUAUUACAUGACAGAUUGCGGUAAAAAUGUUUCUUUUCCUAUUGGUUACCCGAAAUACACGGCACCAGAGGUAUUUCUUAGUCCCGGCGUCAGUAGCCCGAAAGUCGAUUCUUGGUCUUUGGGCAUGAUCAUUGCAGAAUUAUUAUUAGAGAAGCCGAUAUGGCCAGGUAUUAAAUUGUCUCAAUGUUUAAGGAAGGUUCUCAGUCUGAUACACUGCGAAACCUCUGUAUUCGAACGCCUUGCGAGAGAAACUAAUUGCUACAACACUUACAAGAAUUUGCCAGAUAGAGUGAAAGAUUUCGUAGACUGUUGCCUUCAGAUUCAUCCAUCGAAACGCAAGAUACCCAGAGAGUUAUUAAAAUUACCGAUAUUCGAAGAAUAUUUGAUAAAGACUCAGAAAGAGAAAGAAGAAAGUACGUACGAGAAUGUCACUACUAGAAAAAUGGACGAAUUGUAUUAUUUAUGGCAAUUGGCUGGCGGAGAUAUUACGGUGGAGUUGAAGAAACAAGGACUCAUCAGAUCGAGACCGCCCAUUUUAUCUGUCCCAAACUUAGUGAUACUUUUAGGUCAGAUGUUUGGCAGAAGAGACACGGCCGGUUUAUUAGAUCUACGAGUGGUUAAAGUUCCGCUCGAUACACUGCAUCAACGUUUGUCUCAUAUUCCAUACACAGCGAAUUAUUCUUAUCUAACGAAUCAAAUGCGUGUUAAGUCCCAAGAAGAUUUAAUUGAUGCCGCCUCCCAGUUACCUCUAAUUAUAAGAGAGAGGGAUACGGAAUACCAAUUUUAUAGAAUUGUUUUGUACGAUAGAUUGCUUCAGGUGUAUCCAAUUACUCGCGAGGCAAUCAUUGAAGAGGCGCAUAAAGAUAUACCUCCGCCGGUUAGGGGAGCUGUUUGGGCAGCGUUACUCGGUAUUACUGGUGACAUCCAGAAACGCUACGACAUGAUCGAUAAAGAAACGCCCACUCACACUGAUCGACAAAUAGAGGUGGACAUUCCAAGAUGCCAUCAGUAUAGUGAAUUAUUGUCGUCUGGUGCUGGUCAUGAAAGAUUACAAAGAUUGUUGAAGGCGUGGGUUCGAAACAAUCCUCAUUAUGUUUAUUGGCAAGGAUUGGAUUCUUUGACGGCUCCGUUCCUUUAUCUAAAUUUUAAUAACGAAGCUAGGGCAUUCGAAUGUCUCUCUGCGUUUAUACCGAAGUAUCUACAUAAAUUCUUUCUGAAAGACAAUUCCGCUGUCAUACAAGAAUAUCUAGGAAAAUUUUCACAAAUCAUUGCUUUUCAUGAUCCUCAAUUGGCUAAUCAUCUUAGGUCGAUUAAUUUUGUACCAGAAUUGUUUGCUAUUCCAUGGUUUUUAACAAUGUUCUCACACGUAUUUCCACUUCAUAAGAUACUUCAUUUAUGGGAUAAGUUGCUGUUAGGAGAUUCCUCAUUUCCGCUUCUAGUCGGAUUGGCGAUAUUAAAACAGUUACGCGAUUCUUUGUUGACUUCGGGAUUCAACGAGUGUAUACUCUUAUUUUCUGACCUUCCCGAAAUAGAUAUAGAACUGUGUGUCAAAGACUCCAUGACGAUGUAUCAGAAUACACCAGCCAGUAUUACGUAUAGGAAACAUCAGUUCAAUCAGCCGAAGGAUAUGAAUUGGUCAGACCCGGAACCGGGUACUGAGAAGAUGCCUAGAAUUAGCGUCGAUGAUUUCUUAGACCUAUUAGAUCAUAGCCCUGAAAGAUUAAUAGCCGUUGAUGUGCGCAACAAUAUACAAUUUGAAAGGGGAGCUGUAGUUGGCAGUAUUAACAUUCCGUUUUCGAGCGUGCAACUCUCUCAAACUCAUAUCGAUACUCUAGGACCACACGCAAAACCGCUUGUGGAAAAUAAAAAUAGCGUCGUUGUGAUUAUCGGACCGCAUGAUCAAAAUAAUGCGCUGUUUGCAGAUUUUCUGGUGAAAUGCGGAGUUAUAGGAGUAUGCUCUUUGCAAGGAGGAAUUUCCACCUUGCGAAUGAAAUCUCCAAACGUUAUUGUAGCAGCGCGUUAAAAAUAUUAUGAAUUUUAAAUUAUAUAUAAUUUGUAUAUACUAAUUUUA
Ceratina calcarata is the source of this 3037-nucleotide messenger RNA. RefSeq names its product TBC domain-containing protein kinase-like protein. Lineage: Eukaryota; Metazoa; Arthropoda; Insecta; Hymenoptera; Apidae. Gene Ontology annotation, cellular component: cytoplasm. Gene Ontology annotation, molecular function: ATP binding; small GTPase binding; protein kinase activity. The coding region runs from base 557 to 2989 and encodes 810 amino acids. Gene Ontology annotation, biological process: protein phosphorylation; regulation of GTPase activity. The transcript has 13 exons. The record is from RefSeq and is a predicted model, not a curated record.